Molecule: messenger RNA, 2189 nt
Organism: Cuculus canorus (common cuckoo)
Lineage: Eukaryota; Metazoa; Chordata; Aves; Cuculiformes; Cuculidae
Gene: FBXO5
Product: F-box protein 5
Exons: 5
Coding region: 152-1378 (408 amino acids)
Biological process (GO): regulation of mitotic nuclear division; negative regulation of meiotic nuclear division
Cellular component (GO): nucleus
Molecular function (GO): protein binding
Source: RefSeq, a predicted model, not a curated record
AAAGACUUUAUUACCUUUACAUAUGAGACAUUGUUGCUACAGUAGUCUACUUAAAAAGUAAAUUUGGCCUGGCAAGAAGUAACUGCAGAUUUUAACUUUCUCCACUGAGAAGAUACCGAUACACCACUCUUGAAAGGAUACAAACAAAAUAAUGAAAUCAAACCUUAACCACUCCUUCAAAAUGAAAUGUGAUUUUGAUUGUACAACUCUUCACGCUGAGUUUACACCAUUAAAGACUGCUACAGAGAAGAAAAGACUGGAGGAAUCCUGCCCCUUGAAUUAUGAGGAAGGCAUUUGUAAAAGCUGUGCUGAAGAGCAUCAGAAAAUACUCUUUAGUGACUCAUACCACAGAACCACCAGGAAUCCAGAUCUUAAAGAUGAAGGAAGACCUGUACAUAAUAAAGAAAAUGAGCAAGUAACCCAGAGACUUGAUGAAGAUAUCUAUGAAAUGGAGGUACUAGAAAACAGUAAAUUUAAUGAGGACAGUGGUUAUUCCUCUAUGAUAAGUAGUCAAUACUCUGAUGCAAUAGAACAUGAGGAUAGUAUGCCUUUGGCUGGGAAUCUCUGUGAUACACCAAAGCAUUGUUUAACAAAGAACCAAAACCAAGCACAAUUUUCAAAGAAGACUUUGUUGCCAGUAAGACAUUAUGAAGAAAUGAUUUGCUCAACUUUGAAAAAAAAUGGUAAAAGAGAUCUCAGGUCUUGGGCUGCAGUAGACAGAAUUGUUCUUAGGGGAAAUAUUGAACUUUGUAACCUAAUUGGAAAGAAAAUGGGAUUGGAUAGAAUUGACAUUCUUGCCGAACUCUUCCAAAAGAACCUGAAGCAUAUAUUAUCAAGCAUCUUAAGACAUCUUGGUGAGAUGGAUUUAAUUAAUUUUGCCAAAGUCAGCAAAACGUGGCUGAAGAUUCUACGAGAAGAUAAAUGGAUUUUACAAAUGUAUAGUAAAGCUAUGAAAAAUAUUUCUAAUGGCACUAAGGCAUCAGAAUAUGCUGCAACAAGGGAGUAUGUUCUCUGCCGAAAGGCUUUAACUUCCGUUCAGAAAGCAACCUCACCAAACAACUUGAAUAAAAAAGUCACCAGAUCUAAAGCCUCUAAGAAACACACCAGGCUGGUAGAGUUCUCUGAGGCUGCCAAGUCCCUGAAAAACACUGAAAGCUUUAAAGCGUGCCAUCGGUGUGGCUCACCUGCAAAAUAUGACUCCUAUCUACAAAGAGCAAUAUGCAGUCGUGAAAGUUGUGGCUUUGACUUUUGCACAAAAUGCAUGUGCUGCUACCACAGCUCCAGUGACUGUAUGAGUGGCAAAGCAGUGAAAUCCAUCUCAAAGCUAGGGCCGCUUCCUGGGACUAGGAAAAGCAAACAGAAUCUACGGCGAUUAUGAGCCAUCCAUCCCGAUACAGAUUGUCAGGUGUUCCGUAAAAGCUUUUUUUGAGUUAUGAAGUUUUCCACAAAGAAAAUCGAACAAGAAAAUACUUACUGCUCUUCUGCAUUUAAACAAAGUUAAUUUUAUUAUUCCUCUAUACCAUCUGGUCAUGUCAAAAUUUGAAUCAUCACGAUUCUCAAUUUUGAAAAGUCUUAUUAAUUACAAAUUUAAAAGAAAAUUCUGGAUAUGGAUUCUAGUGACAUAUUAAAUACUAUCUUAACGAUGUCUAUUGUGUCCAGUCUUCAAAACACCUCACAAUAAUAUUGACUAAAACAAAAGUUUUGGCAAGUAGCCAAGCCUAGCAAUUCUUGAAUGCUACAAGAGGGAAAUACAAACUGUAUUUUAUUUAAAUGUUUACUCUUGUUCAAAAGUCUUUUUUAAAAGCAUUUAUAGUGAGAAUGUUAAGUGAGGCGAAGUCCUUUUUAACAUAAAAUCAUGAGGGAGUCUAGAUUUUAAGGGUUUUCUUCAAGGCUUUGCCUUAAUUUUAAAAUGUGAAAGGUCAUAAUGCCAUUUUUCUGAUGGUUUGCCUUAUGUGAAUAUUUAAUUGUUGUUCUUCCCUCAUUUCUUCAUUGAGAAACUGCCAGUUUUCCUUGAACUGAUGUGAUACCCUUUCACACUUAAAAAGAAAAAAAUACUUGUAUCUUGGCCAUACUGCUAAAAAAUUUCUUCGUUGGCCAUUUCUUUCCAAAUGAUAAGAUAAAGUUUUAAUGUUUGUAUAUACUUGUAAAUACUACUUUAAAUAUUAUUCAUGUUUGUCUUGUAAAUGUGA